UCUACUCAUCAUCCAUCUAUCUUUUCUCUCGCUUUCACACACACAUAGUUCUCAAAAAGAACAUGGGCAAAGACGUUGAAGUUGGUGGUCAUGACUACAGCGCAAAAGAUUACGAGGACCCUCCACCGGCUGCCUUUAUUGACACCGAGGAACUCACGAAAUGGUCUUUUUACAGAGCCAUCAUUGCUGAGUUCAUAGCCACCCUUUUGUUCCUUUACAUCACCGUCUUGACUGUCAUCGGCUACAAGUCUCAAACCGAUCCCGCCCACAGCUCCGACCAGUGCGGUGGCGUAGGAAUACUAGGCAUCGCUUGGGCCUUCGGUGGCAUGAUCUUCGUCCUCGUUUACUGCACCGCCGGCAUCUCCGGAGGACACAUUAACCCUGCGGUUACGUUUGGGUUGUUCUUGGCUAGGAAGGUGACACUCCCGAGGGCAGUGAUGUACAUCGUUGCUCAAUGCUUGGGGGCUAUCUGCGGUUGUGGUCUUGUUAAGGCUUUCCAGAAGACUUACUAUAAUACUUAUGGUGGCGGCGCCAACGAGCUCGCCGACGGUUACAGUAAAGGCACUGGCUUGGGUGCUGAGAUCAUCGGGACAUUUGUUCUUGUAUACACCGUCUUCUCCGCCACUGAUCCCAAGAGAAAUGCACGCGAUUCCCAUGUCCCUGUGUUGGCACCUCUUCCUAUUGGAUUUGCUGUGUUCAUGGUUCACUUGGCAACAAUCCCAAUCACCGGCACCGGAAUCAACCCUGCUCGUAGUUUUGGCGCUGCCGUCAUGUAUGGAAAAGAUAAGGCAUGGGAUGAUCAAUGGAUAUUCUGGGUGGGACCGAUGAUUGGAGCCGCCAUCGCCGCCUUCUACCACCAGUAUGUGUUGAGAGCAGCGGCAGUGAAAGCUCUAGGAUCCUUUAGAAGCAAUGCUUAAUUAAGCCAUGCACGAUUGAGUAGUCUCCACUCUCCAUUGUUCUUCGGAAGAAAUUGUACAAAUUAAUUUUCCAUUUGGCUAAAGGUUCUCUCCGUCAAAUGUGUGUGAUCUUUAAGGCGUCUUGGUUUUUUAAAUUUGCCCAAAGGGUUCUGCUGUUAAUUUUUAGUCCCUUUCUUUUCUUUUAGUAAUCCAGUCUCUCUUGUUUGAUGUAAUCGGUGAACAGGUGCCUUUCCAGCCUAUAUAAUAAAAUCUUACUUUUGUUUGAA
This is a messenger RNA of Lactuca sativa (garden lettuce), 1183 nucleotides long. Its product is annotated as aquaporin PIP2-4. Gene Ontology annotation, cellular component: membrane. Gene Ontology annotation, biological process: transmembrane transport. Lineage: Eukaryota; Viridiplantae; Streptophyta; Magnoliopsida; Asterales; Asteraceae. The record is from RefSeq and is a predicted model, not a curated record. Gene Ontology annotation, molecular function: channel activity.